This is a messenger RNA of Spirometra erinaceieuropaei, 387 nucleotides long. NCBI's taxonomy places the organism in Eukaryota, Metazoa, Platyhelminthes, Cestoda, Diphyllobothriidea, Diphyllobothriidae. The record is from the annotation of a GenBank genome assembly.
AUGGAUUUUGACGACAUGACUUGUUCAACGUCGCCAUUUUCGGCAUCCGAUUUCUCUGCUGAUCUGGCAGUUAUUUUGCUCAAUACCGCUCUCGCAUUUUGGUUGACCCGGAGACUUUUAAAAUCAUUUGGGAAAGCUUUUAUCAGCGCCGGUCUGAAGGGUGUAGAUAUGAAUAAAGCAACGCAGCCCGUACUGUAAGCACUUUUUUUCUAAACUCUUAGACCCGAGGCACAAGGUGUCGUUGCCGCCGCUGUCUAUAUUUCCCUUAUGUUUUUAUUUAUCCCGAUGCCGUUUCGACAACAUAUUCUGGCAGCGUUCGGCAUAUCUUCCCCCGGCAGUGUAUGAUGUCUGCUUUUUGAUCAUUCCUCCCUAGUCACCCUCCUGUGA